Molecule: messenger RNA, 1435 nt
Organism: Histoplasma capsulatum G186AR
Lineage: Eukaryota; Fungi; Ascomycota; Eurotiomycetes; Onygenales; Ajellomycetaceae
Product: guanine nucleotide exchange factor SDO1
Exons: 2
Coding region: 140-1234 (364 amino acids)
Biological process (GO): ribosome biogenesis; cytosolic ribosome assembly
Source: RefSeq, a predicted model, not a curated record
CGAUAGAUACCCCUCCAGUCAUUAUACUCGUUGUCGCCGCUCUGUAUAGAAUCCCCUACAUCGAUACUUCAGCGUUCAAACAGGGCCCGCCCUCUCGAAACAACGUACGACUCGUGAACUACCCCUCACCUCGUUCAAAAUGCCUGUAGGCAUAAACCAGCCCUCAAACCAGAUUAAAUUUACGAAUGUCUCUAUCGUCCGGUUGAAGAAAGGCAAGAAACGCUUCGAGCUAGCUUGCUACAAGAACAAGCUCCUCGAAUACCGCUCGGGCACUGAAACAGACCUGGACAACGUCCUUCAGAUCCCCACGGUCUUCCUCUCCGUCUCCAAGGCCCAGACAGCCCCCGCUGCAGAGCUAGCCAAGGCGUUCGGCCCCAAGGUGUCCAGCGAUGAAAUAAUCCAGGAAAUUCUGCGCAAGGGUGAGGUGCAGGUUGGCGAGCGUGAGCGGAGAGAUAUCCUCGAACGGAUUGAAAAGGAGGUCAUCGAGAUCGUCAGUGCGAGGCUGGUCGACCCUGUGUCGAAGCGGGUUUACACUACCGGCAUGAUUUCGAAGGCGCUCGAUCAGUUAAGUGCAGCGAGCGGGCAGCAAGGCGGUGCUGCCACUGCAGCAGCAAAGGGCAAAGCUGCCGAGACCGUUGAUACACCUGAUGCUGCGGUGCCUGCUGCCGAGGAGCCCGCUGCUACUGCUGCUGCGCAGGAAGACGAGACAGCGUCCAAAAAGCCGAUGUGGACCGGUGUUGUAACGAAAAAAUCCGCCAAGACGCAGGCUCUGGAUGCUAUGAGGGCGCUGAUCGCCUGGCAACCGAUCCCCGUCAUGCGUGCCCGGAUGCGUCUGCGGAUCACAUGCCCCACAUCGAUUCUUAAACAGGCGGUGAAAUCUGCGCCUGGCUCUGGUGGCGGUGGUGGGAACCACAGUUCGUCCCCGACGAAAGGUGGGCAUAAGAAGGGCAAAAAGUCUCGUUCCCGUUCCAAUUCUCAUGCUCAAGGCGACGACGAUGACGAUGACGGGAUGCAUGAGGCUGCGGCGCCAAAGGCAUCUGGAACUGUCAAAGAUCGCAUCCUAAGCUACUUCGAGCAGGUCGAGGUGCAAGAUGUGCUGAAUGUGGAGGAAUGGGAAGUUAUUGGAUUUGCAGAGCCCGGCGCGUUUAAGGGGCUGAGUGAGUUCGUGGGAGGCGAGACGAAGGGGAAGGGCAGGGUGGAGGUUUUGGACAUGGCGGUUACGCACGAGGAGUGAAAGGGGGAGCGUGGGAUCUCUCUAUUGCAAUUCUCUCCGUGCAAUUUGGUUUUGCAUUACUUUGCUAUCCCAUUUGUGUUUUGGCUGAUAUUUGAUAUCCUGAUGGAAAACCAUGGACGACCGUAAUGUUUUUUAUAUAUGUCAUUGUUCAUGAGAUGGCAUGCUAGUUGAGAAUCAUGAACCUUUCUCGACGAUUCAAUG